CUUUGCCUCUGAAAACUGCCUUUUUUCCCCUUUCUCUUCUCAGACAGUGAGACCUUUGCUGUGGCACUUGACCCACGGUGAGAGGGUUUGUCCUCCCUCCUCAUGUGGUUAGUUUCUUUCCUGAUUAAAAGCGAUUAAAUAGCCCUAAAGCCUGCAGAAAUGUGACUGAGGGGAACGGAGACAAAGAGCCCCUUCAAGAUACCUUAAAUCCCCAGGGCAGUAUUUAGAGAGCCCUGAAGAGAGAACUGGAGCAGAAAGACCCUGCCAGGACCUCCCCGUCCUUCUCCCUCCUGCUUCACCCUUCGUUGCCAGCAUCUCCUCCACCAUGUCAUUCUCUGAAGCAGAGGUGCAAAGUGCCCGGGGUGCCUGGGAGAAGAUGUAUGUGGAUGCUGAGGACAACGGGACAACCGUGCUGGUCAGGAUGUUUACUGAGCACCCAGACACCAAGUCCUACUUCACACAUUUCAAAGGCAUGGACUCUGCUGAAGAGAUGAAACAGUCAGAACAAGUCAGGGGCCAUGGCAAGAAGGUUUUCACUGCCAUCAACGACAUGGUGCAACACUUGGACAACUCCGAGGCUUUUCUUGGGAUAGUGAACCCACUUGGCAAGAAACAUGCCACCCAGCUGAAGAUUGACCCCAAAAACUUUAGGAUUAUCUGUGACAUUAUCUUACAAUUGAUGGAGGAGAAAUUUGGUGGAGACUGCAAAGCUUCCUUUGAGAAGGUGACCAAUGAAAUCUGCACUCACCUGAAUAAUGUCUACAAAGAGGAGGGUUGGUGA
Messenger RNA from Myiozetetes cayanensis, 781 nucleotides. RefSeq names its product cytoglobin-1-like. Gene Ontology annotation, molecular function: oxygen binding; heme binding; iron ion binding. The coding region runs from base 326 to 781 and encodes 151 amino acids. Lineage: Eukaryota; Metazoa; Chordata; Aves; Passeriformes; Tyrannidae. The record is from RefSeq and is a predicted model, not a curated record. The transcript is spliced from 3 exons. Gene Ontology annotation, biological process: oxygen transport.